Molecule: messenger RNA, 6093 nt
Organism: Microdochium trichocladiopsis
Lineage: Eukaryota; Fungi; Ascomycota; Sordariomycetes; Xylariales; Microdochiaceae
Product: glycosyl hydrolases family 18-domain-containing protein
Exons: 8
Coding region: 348-5885 (1845 amino acids)
Biological process (GO): carbohydrate metabolic process
Molecular function (GO): hydrolase activity, hydrolyzing O-glycosyl compounds; chitin binding
Source: RefSeq, a predicted model, not a curated record
CGUGAUAACAAUUCGGGCAUAGUCAAUCACUAAGCGACCGCAGCAGAGCGGACCCCAAACCUGGUUCAUAUCGGCCUCGUCCAUCGGGCGUGUGAUGCGAGCAUGUGUGAGCACGGGCUCCGCAGGCUUCAGAACGUUCUUCUUCCGCGAUCUUCCCUGCUAAGCUCCCAUCCUUCACUCUAUGACUACAUAGACCAUGAGCUUGCGCCAUUCGUUGUUCGCAGCCGCUCACUCUCUCCUUGCCCUCCCCUAUACUCCUUUGCUUUGGUUUGGAGGUCAACGGACUCUUGUUCGCCCGCAGCACAUUCAAGAGGGUGGCGCCUAUUGACGCACACCCCCGGGGCAGAAUGGGCCCGUGGUCCCGACUCGCACGGAGCUGUUUGCUUCUGUCUACGCUCCUUACUCCUACAUUCGCGGCAGUCAUCACUUCAAGGGCAAGCAGCAGUCUGUCGCCAUCCGAUGCUCCCAAUGUUUGCCGAGCGGUUGUGUCACCGUUUGAUUACUCGGCCAAGACCCGCCGUGAGUAUGAGCUGCCAGUCUGCAGUGCUGAUAGCCCACUCUACGCGCGCGAUGGCGAUGAGGUUGUCCCUGCCUCGCCAGAAGCCGGCACUUCCCUUUUAGGACGCACAGAACUGUCUUCAUUGUUUGGCAGGCAGGUCGUCGGGGGAGACGACUACACUUGUGGUCCAGACCGUCCCUGUGGGAACAAGGCCUGCUGUCCGAAAAAGACGGGGCAAUGCAACUACGGCGAAGAGGCUUGUGGCACCUCGGGCAUCUCCCCCAACGAGGUUUGCUGGUCCAACUGCGAUGCCAAGGCGGAGUGCGGCAAGAACGCCAAGGUCCCGGGCCAGAAGUGUCCGCUCAACGUUUGCUGUGGCAAGUGGGGCUUCUGUGGCAUGACAAAGGACUUCUGUGAAAAGGAAGACCAUGGCGCAACAGGUGGCUGCCAGUCCAACUGCGACCAGCCGGGCCCGAAGAACAAGGCUUCCGACCAGCUCAACCGUGUCAUCGGAUACUACGAGGCAUGGCGGCACAACUCUACAUGUCAAGACAUGGGACUCGACGACAUACCCGUCAACUCCCUGACGCAUCUGUACUUUUCGUUUGCCUUCAUCACGCCCAACGAGUACAACAUCAUUGGCAUGGACGGACUCCCGGCCAAGCUCUUCACAGACUUUACCAGUCUUAAGAAGAAGAAUCCCGGCUUGAAGACGAUUAUUGCCAUCGGUGGCUGGACCCAUAACGACCCUGGCCCCCUGCAGAAGGUUUUCAGCAACAUGGUCAGCUCGAAGGAGACCCGGUCGCUCUUUAUCAAGAAUCUGCUAUCCUUCCUCCGCCAACACGCAUUCGAUGGUGUUGACUUUGACUGGGAAUAUCCUGGUGCCGACGACCGUGGCGGUGUUCCCGAGGACGGGGUAAACUUCACAAAGUUCCUGAAGGAGCUGGACGAUGAGAACAAAAAACAGCCGAACAAGUACAUCGUCUCGUUCACAGCUCCAACCAGUUUCUGGUAUCUACGCCACUUCGACAUGAAGUCUGUUGACCAUGUCGACUUUGUUAAUGUCAUGUCUUACGAUCUUCAUGGAGUCUGGGAUCGCGAGAACCCCAUCGGCUCCCACAUCUACGGCCACACCAAUCUCACAGAGAUGAGCCUGGCGUUUGACCUGUUCUGGAGAAACGACGUGCCCGCCAACAAGCUUAAUAUGGGGCUUGGGUUCUAUGGGCGCGCCUUCCAGCUGGCCGAUCCGUCAUGCAACAAGCCCGGUUGCCUAUUCAAAGGCGGCGCCACCAAAGGUGCCUGUAGUGGCGAAUCUGGCAUCCUGAGCUACCGUGAGAUUCAGGAGGUCAUUAAAACCAACAAGAUCAAGCCCGUGCACGACAAGGAAGCCGGCGUCAAGUACAUCACCUGGAACAGCGACCAGUGGGUAUCGUUUGAUGAUAAAGACACAUUCAAGCAGAAGAAGGAGCUAGCCAGCAAGCUCGGCCUGGGAGGCUACCUGAUAUGGGCCAUCGAUCAGGACGACGCUUCAUUGUCUGCACUGUCUGCCGUACUCGACCCCAAGCCUCUGGGAGACUUCAAGUCCAGCGACAAGGGAGAUGAGAACUGGACGGGCACGAACGAGAAGUGCUACAUUACGGCCUGUGGCUCUUCGUGCAAGCCGGGUGAAAUCAAGAUCACCGAUCAAAAGUGCGACGGAAAGAAGAAGAGCGAGCUCUGCUGCCCACUCUCUGGUGCUCCCGAUCCCAAGGAGUGCCACUGGCGAGGCUCCGAGACCAAGUUCUGCAAUGGCUACUGCAAGGACGACGAGGUUAUGACGCACAUGAGCAAGUAUGGCGGUGGCGCCAGCUGCUGGGACGGUCAGGUUGCUCACUGCUGCAAGAGCGCGUUGGGCGAGAAGAACAUCUGCAAGUGGCGCGGCGUUGGCGAAAAGUGCCAUCAGGGCGAACUUCCCCUGACCUUCUCUGGCACAGUCCUGGACAUACUCGAUGAUGUGGCCAAGGUCAUCCUGCGGAUCGUCGGCCGAGCCUAUCCCCUCGCGGCCCUAACAGGCCUUCUCCUGGUCGAGGUCCUUGAUGCGCUUGACCUCGACACGAAGAAGCUGUACUGCUGCCCAGAGGACGAGGUCGACAAGUGGAAGAACUGCGCGUGGUAUGGCAAACCUGGCAACUGCUUCGAUGGCCACUGCCCAGACAUGAACACCGUCCAGAUCACAGACAGCUACUUCGGAGGUGGUGAGACAUGUGGCUGGCAUGACCGUGUCCGCACUUUUUGCUGCGAGUCGGACGGCGAGCCUCUCUUCCUCCCGGUCCCUCUCAAGAACCUGUUCGAGCACCCGCCGGAUGGCGGUCUUGACACUGACUUCACCCUCGAAACGGACAAGUCGUCUGCGAACGGCGACACGGAUCCCAAUGAAGCUGCCUUCCAGUUUGUCGUUCUAGUCUCGCCCGAGGAGCUGCAGGUAUCACUCGACAAGCGCGACGGCUCCCACUGGGAUGUCUUUGACUGCAACGAUGCCGUCACCGAGGGUGAGCACACCGUCCGCAUGGUCUGCACCGACUUCACGCCCGAGAGCAACUGCGGCAAGAUUGGUCUCGGUCAUGGCGUCCCUGGCACCAUCCUGCAGAUGCCCAAGGGUUGCGGCCCCGGAAAGUACGCGGUGGCCAAGUCCAUGGUGCCAAGCCCGGGAGACGACCACACCAACCUCCUACCUCGCCACCUGUCCAACCUUGCCCAGCUUAAGCCGGUUGUGUACGACCUCACUUUCGACUACAACUUUCACCGCGUCCCGCGUGAUCUCGGCAACACUCAGAUGCGCAUUGACUUUAGUAAUCAGGAUGACUACUGGAAGAACAUUGUUGCUGGAUCUGUCAGCAGAAAGAGAGACGGUCUUACUAGGCGCACGCUUGAGGACGUCGGCGGGAACCCUGUACGCUGGCUCGAGGAAGAGUUUAGAGAUGACUUCCACCUCAACCCGAUUGACAAGCGCGAUUUGCACGAGCGUUGGUUCGGCAAGAGCAUCCUCGAGUGGCUGGCGGCCCUUGUUAAGCCCGAGAUCAAGCGUGAAUUUCAUCACAAAUACGACGAUACGGUCACAGCUAAACUUAUCGACGAGACUUGGGAGUGCAAGAGGGGCGAUGUCGGCUAUGAUGGCCAUCUACUCGCCCAGGCUCUGCUCAACGUCAAGGUUGAGUCGAGCUUCGGCUUCACCCUCAUCGUCACCAGUCUGGACUUGCCCCUGGAUCUGAGCCAGAGCUAUCUGACUUUCUACAACAAGGGCGAGGUUACCGGUGUCGUGACGCUCGAGGCUGUCGCCAGAGUGAAAUACGGCAAGAAGAAGGUCAUUGCCGACAUUCCCUUCCCGGGCGCAUCAUUCAAGAUCCCGGGUAUUGCAACGAUCGGACCCCAGCUUGUGGUCGAGGGCAGCAUCGAUGCCCGUCUUGCUGUGGCUGGCACCGUCGAGACCAAGCUGCAAAUCGCUAAAUGGAAUGUUCGCCAAGUCGUGCCAGAGAAUAGCGGAUACAAGCCCUCGCUUAUCGACAACAGUGAGACGGAUCUCGCCCGCACCGGAGAUUUCGAAGGUAUCAAGAAACCAGAGUUUUACGCUGGCGUCGCCGUCUCGGGUGAUAUCGAGGUCAAGCUCUCGGCCGCGGCUGAAUUUGGCAUCCGCUUUGAUGACAGGUGGGAGGUCGAGCCCGCUGGAGCAGCUGUCGUGGGAGAGGCAACUGUCACUGCCGGACUUACAGCAGGCGUAUCGAGCGCGGGAACCUGCCCGUUCACGUACGAACUUGACGUCGGCGCCCGACUCUUUGCUAGAGUGACUGCACCAGACCCCUUCGGCAUUGGAUGGAACGGCGCCGAAGUGACCUUGAGUGAGGGCAAAAAGAACAUAUUCAAGAAGGGCACAUGUCCCGACCUUGGACCGAUUCCAACGAAGAGGGGCUUGGAUCUCAUCCAAAGCGAUAGCAACAACAACAACCACUCUGCAUCAGCAGCUCCGUAUGGAGGCCAUCUCUUGCCUGCUCUUUGGGAGGGACCGGAGCUUGUCAGUACCCACGGUGCGCACCCAUCGUCAUUUUCUAAGAGAGGUGGGGUCUAUGGUCCGCCCAUACGCAUUCCUAUUGGCAACCUCUUCUGCCCACCUGCAGCCAACGGUGACGAAGAUGACAACGGACAGAUUGGCUGUCCCAGCUUGGAGUCUAUUAAUGAGGGGACUAUCAAGGAGAGAUCCGCGCCUUUGGAGCAACGCUUACACAGUCAUCUUGACGCUCACCGACGCAGUCACGGAUCGGGCCAUCCUCACGGCCAUCAUCACCGCCGUGCCAAUGAGACAGAUCUUCUUGCGAUAGCACUUGACGAAGACGACAGCCUCGCGCAUCUCUUUGAGCGAAACAUCAAUGACAAAGAUGUCAACAUUUGUCAAUUGCCAACGACAAAGUUCAGGUAUCCCACCGACAGCUCGAUUCCCAACGCCAAUGUCUACGGCUGGUAUGACCCCCAAACGUGCGGCAGCUUCCACUGGGGCAAUCCGCUGCCAAGCCGUAUCACAGGCAUCAACUACCACUCGGAGCACAUCCUGGAGGCUCAGAUGAUCAAGGACUUCUUCAACUAUCUCAAUGGCGAACACGGCAACGCCUUCCCAAGUCCGGCCCUGGGCUCGACCGGCGAUGUCAGUCUAUGCACCUAUGUGAAUGCAAUGUUUGCCCACACAGUCACCGCAAAUAUUGAAUCUGCCAGGUCGGUAAAUGGCCAAGCCACCCUCUUAGUGAUUGAGCAUAUUGCCGCGCAAUUCCCUACCAAUGGGUGGAAUGCGCACGAAUAUGUCUCCUUGCAGGGCUCAAUCAACACCCCGAUCAAGAUGAACGCCUGGGCCGACAACCGGAUUGUCAAUACGGACAGGUGGCUCACGGUCGGCAAUGCCAACUACAUCUUCUCGGCGUCGGGUGCGCGCAAGGCUUACCUGAAGAUGCGCGACGGCAUCGCCCUGCGCAACUACCAAAACGACGUCGAGGUGUACACGGUCCUCCGAGCGCAGAAGCGGAGGAUCGGCGACAUUCUCGACCUGCUCGACAACACGGUGCUGCCCGCGAACCCGCGGCCCGGGUACAAGACAUGGCAGCCCAUGCAGCUGCGGGAGCAGUGGGACUUCUUCAUGAAGUACCGCUUCAUCGCCAUGCAGAAGCGGGCGAUGGAGCCCAUCAACAACUUCUACAACCAGAUGAAGGAGUUCUGGACCACCGACGCCAAGAAGGCCGAGUAUGCUCCCGCGCAGGGAGACACGCAGGCCGUGGCGGACCGCAAGCUGCAGACACUGCAGCUGAUCGAGGACAUUGAGACCAUGGAGGUGAUCAUCAACGGGUUGCAGCCUUGGAUUACUCCAUUCUGAUUGGCAAAGGCGCAGAUACCCGUAGCCUGUACUUAGAUAAUCAUGUAAAUCAAAAUCAGACGCCACAGCUAGAUGGUUCGCGGGUCGUUUUGAACACCGAAAAGAAUCUGGCUCUCCGAUUCAACCGGAGUGAAUAUUGCAAAAGAGCCAUGACACGAGCCUUUGAGGCGCUGAAAUAUGGGCACAGCAGAUGGCAUAUUCAUGCGAG